Molecule: messenger RNA, 828 nt
Organism: Symbiodinium natans
Lineage: Eukaryota; Dinophyceae; Suessiales; Symbiodiniaceae
Source: the annotation of a GenBank genome assembly
AUGGAGCAGCGAAUCCUACUUCGGCUGGCUGCAGCUCCCGCGGCAGUCCAGUGGCAUGAAGUCGACCUCAACGGCAACCUCAUGGAUGCCUUGAGAGAGUUUCAGCGGGCUACGUGGGCAGUCGCCGUCCAUGAGGGGCCGGCUUGUGGGGGCACGACGACCUUCGGCGAGCAGGCGGCACCAGCUGGUGAGAGAGAGGCACUCUUUCAGCUUCUUCGCCAUGCUCACCACGCUGGGGUACGCAGACUUACCAUCUACUGUGAUUGCAAGGCAGUCAUCGUUCGACAUGGCAGAGUUUGCGGAGGGCACGUGCAGGGCACAGUCGAGGCGAUGUGGCGGAGCAUCAAGGGACUCACGCCAGACGCCGCCACUAUGGGACUGGCGACCCGACGGAGGGCCUUUAACGGCUGCUCAGGCCAGGGCACUCAAUCAGAGGGCGGACGACAAGGCUUCGGAGCUCCUGGAGGCGGACCGUGCUGGCGUCGAGGAGGGCUUGCGGCAUCGUGCUGCUCUGGCCGACUGGAGCCGCAGGAUGGUCGCAAGGCAGAUGGAGGCAACCAAGGAUUUGCAUUCCAGAUGGUGCGAGCUCAUGGCGGAGGAGUUCUUUGCUCCCGAGGCCGGACGUUCCCGGCCGGGGCAACUAGAACGGGCUGGAGGGCGGCGUCUAUCAAAGAUGGGCUGGGGCGUCGCUUCAGCUUCAUCCUCAUGGUGGCGUUCAACCAGAUUUCAGAUUUCAGACCCACACACUGGUGCGAUCCUGUUGCAACUCAGAAUGGAGAUCCACUGCAGUCGUCCUCAAUAACCUCACCAGCUCCGGAAGACAACUGA